This is a messenger RNA of Eupeodes corollae, 857 nucleotides long. Its product is annotated as epidermal growth factor-like protein. The transcript has 2 exons. The record is from RefSeq and is a predicted model, not a curated record. Lineage: Eukaryota; Metazoa; Arthropoda; Insecta; Diptera; Syrphidae. Bases 37 to 732 code for a protein of 231 amino acids.
UAAUGUAAAUCAGUUUGUCCAGAUUAUUUGAAGAUUAUGGUUAACAAAAUUUGCUUAGGGCUCAUUGGCGUUUUGAUGUUGAAUUCCGUCCAAGGAAUAAAACACGUCGAUUGUGGAUUGUGGGUGCAAAAUGCAAAAAUUGAAAUGAGAUGCAGUUGCGAUGACGGAGAAGUGCCCUUUGGAUGGUUAUGUCGUCCAGAAGAUGCUUCCUGCCCAAAUGGUUAUUUUGAUAUUUUUGAAAACCGAUGUAAAUGUAUUCGAUACGUCGAUGAAUAUGAUUCGAAUUCUGCAUGUGAAGACCUCUGUGAUGAUGAAUGUGAAAAUGGGAUUUGUCUGGCUUCGGGAAGGUGUUCCUGCAAAGCGGGUUAUUCGAUGUCCAAGGCCAAUAAAUGCGAACCAGUUUGUGCAAAUGGAUGUGAACAUGGCGUUUGCGUAGGUCCUAACAAAUGCCAAUGUUUUGAAGGUUACUCCUUAACCACUUCAAACAAAUGUGUGCCAAUUUGCGAAUAUGAGUGUGAAAACGGAUAUUGCAUGUAUCCAAAUUGGUGUUCCUGCAACACUGGGUAUAGGCGCGUGGGACCGAAUAAAUGUGACCCAGUGUGUUCCGAAGAUGGAUGUGGUAUUGGUGCAUGUGUAGCUCCUGGAGAAUGUGAAUGCCAACGUGGUUAUUCUAAGGACGACGACGGAAAAUGUUCAAUUUGUGGGCAGGAAUGUGAAGACUACGAAUUUUAGAUCUUUAAAAAUAUUAACGUAACAUAAUUUUGUAUAAGUUUGAAUAUAUUUUUUAAAAUCAAAAUACAAUUUUAUGAGAGUAAUUUUUUUGUAUAUCGGUUAAAUACAUGUGCUAGUUUUGAAAA